Medicago truncatula (barrel medic) is the source of this 941-nucleotide messenger RNA. RefSeq names its product axial regulator YABBY 4. The record is from RefSeq and is a predicted model, not a curated record. The coding region runs from base 92 to 745 and encodes 217 amino acids. Gene Ontology annotation, cellular component: nucleus. Gene Ontology annotation, biological process: polarity specification of adaxial/abaxial axis; multicellular organism development; cell fate commitment. The transcript is spliced from 7 exons. NCBI's taxonomy places the organism in Eukaryota, Viridiplantae, Streptophyta, Magnoliopsida, Fabales, Fabaceae.
UACAUUACAUCUUCAUAUCUUAUAUCCCUUAUUUCUCUUCCUUUUCUCUUCACACCAACACCGACUCACCUAGCUACACAUUAACACACUCAUGUCAACACUAAACCAUCUUUUUGAUCUUCCGGAACAAAUAUGCUAUGUACAAUGUGGAUUCUGCAAUACCAUUUUAAUGGUAAGUGUUCCAUGCAGCAGUUUGACAAUGGUGGUGACAGUAAGAUGUGGUCACUGCACAAGUCUCUUAUCUGUUAACAUGAUGAAAGCUUCUUUUGUCCCUUUCCACCUUUUAGCAUCUCUUACUCAUCUUGAGCAAAAAGAAAGUAGUAGUCCAGAUGAAGAUGCAAACAAGACUUUGAACAGUAAUACUAGUGCAUCCAUGAUGACUUAUUCUGAUUGUGAGGAAGAUGAUGUAAUUCCAAUCAGCAAUGUUGUCAACAAACCACCAGAGAAGAGACAAAGAACACCAUCAGCUUAUAACCGCUUCAUCAAAGAAGAGAUUAAAAGGCUAAAGGCUAAAAACCCUGAUAUGGCUCACAAGGAAGCUUUUAGUACAGCUGCAAAAAAUUGGGCUAAUUGCCCCCCAACUCAGUGCAAAGGAGAUGAAGAGAGCUGUAGCCAGACAGAUCAAUUUGUGGAUCUUGACUCCCAAGUGGACCCCAAUGAAGCAGAGGUGAAUGAAGAAGAACAAGGAUUCCGUGGAAGAAAGGUACCAAGAAAUUCCAUCUUGGAAAGGACACCAUUUGAGUGAAUGAAUGAAUAAGAAAGCUCACUCUUCUGCAUAUAUGACAAGGAAGAAAGCUGCAUGCAUCUAAUGAAGUCAUUUUCCUUCUGAAAAAAAGAGAUGCUCUUGUCUUGGUAAUGAAACAUGAAUUAAGUAGGUUCAAUCUAGAGAUAACAAUUUGUGACACUUUAGAGUUUGUUUAAUAAUUGACUAUUUUAUCUGA